Molecule: messenger RNA, 759 nt
Organism: Cicer arietinum (chickpea)
Lineage: Eukaryota; Viridiplantae; Streptophyta; Magnoliopsida; Fabales; Fabaceae
Product: translation initiation factor IF-1, chloroplastic
Biological process (GO): translational initiation
Cellular component (GO): cytosol
Molecular function (GO): RNA binding; translation initiation factor activity; ribosome binding
Source: RefSeq, a predicted model, not a curated record
UAUCGCGUUAUUACUAAUCUCGCGAAAACCUUAUCCCACUCACACAAAAAUCUCAUCUUCCUCGCACUACCAAUCAAUCACCUCGAACUUUCAAUUCCUCCAAAUCCUUCAUCAUCAUCAUCAUCAAAGAAACAUGUUUACCUCAUCUUCCAUCUCAUCCCACGCCCCAAUCAUUCAUCAUCAUCGCUUACCCUCCACCACUACCCACCCCUUAUGCUUCAAUGCCCACAACCAUAACCUCACUCCACACCCUCCUACCCUAUCCUUCCUCCGCCCUCCCCUUCUAAGCCCCUCUCCGUCGUCAAUUUUCACCGUCUCCGCCAAACCACCAACAACCGACAAGUCCAGCGAGCAGAAAUGGGUACACGAAGGACUCAUCACAGAAUCCCUCCCUAACGGUAUGUUCCGUGUUCGCCUCGACAACGAAGACCUUAUCCUUGGAUAUAUCUCCGGUAGGAUUCGAAAGAAUUACGUUCGGAUCCUUCCCGGCGAUAGAGUUAGAGUCGAAGUCAGUCGUUAUGAUUCCUCCAAAGGACGGAUAGUUUACAGGCUGCGCAAUACCCCCGGCGGCAACUCUUCUUAGUUUUUAGACACGUUUAGUGUUUGUGAAAAUGACAGAAAUGAACGUGCUUGUUUUCGAACCUAUGUUUAUUUGUUUUUAAUUUUAUUUUGAAGAUUAAUAUAAAGAACAAAAUUCAAGUACAUGGUUGUUGUAGGAAAUACAAAUACCAAAAAUAUGCUUUGCUCUCUGAUUUUGCA